This is a messenger RNA of Lonchura striata (white-rumped munia), 264 nucleotides long. Lineage: Eukaryota; Metazoa; Chordata; Aves; Passeriformes; Estrildidae. The record is from RefSeq and is a predicted model, not a curated record.
AUGAUAUUUUCUACCACGCUGGGGCCCCUGUUCCGCAAUUCCCGCAUGGUCCAGUUCCACUUCACCAACAAAGACCUGGAGUCGCUCAAGGGCCUCUACAGGAUCAUGGGCAACGGCUUUGCCGGCUGCGUGCACUUCCCGCACACGGCGCCGUGCGAGGUGCGCGUCCUCAUGCUCCUCUACUCCUCCAAAAAGAAAAUUUUCAUGGGCCUCAUCCCCAACGACCAGAGCGGCUUCGUCAACGGCAUCCGCCAGGUCAUCAAA